UUUUUUUGUUUUGGUUCUGGUAAUCUUCGAAAGUCGAUUUUAGGUCUACUUACUUGAUUGUUGGCAUAAUUGAUCUUACGAAUCAACCUUCAAAGUUCAGUUUAUCUAUCCUCUGAUAUCAAUCAAUAGCAAUCUUUAGUUUUUGAUUUCAGGUUUUUGAAAUUAGGAUUUCCCCUGAACCGAACCGAACCUUCUUAUGUCUGCUAAGAAAUUUAGCUUGAACCCUUUUGAUGAUGAUACUGAUACUGAUACUGAUGAUGAAGAUGUUGAGAAAAGAGUCACUUCAUCAUCGUUGAAUGCACAGAACCGUUACAGGAAUGAAUCAGGAGGAGGAAAUAUGGAGAAGGAGAACCAGACGGUUCAGGAACUUGAAAGCUACGCUGUGUCCAAGUCUCAGGAAACUACUAAAACCGUACAAGGGUGUUUGAAAGUAGCUCAAGAGAUUAGAUCUGAUGCUUCUAGGACUUUAGUCAUGUUGAAUGAGCAAGGAGAGCAGAUCACGAGUACUCACCACAAGGCGGUUGACAUCGAUCAUGAUCUUACUCGGGGUGAGAAGCUUCUUGGAAGCCUUGGAGGCAUUUUUUCAAGGACUUGGAAGCCGAAGAAGACUCGUUCGAUUACUGGUCCUGUCAUAACUAAAGGUGAUUCCCCUAAGAGAAGAGUUAACCACUUUGAGACUAGGGAAAAACUGGGACUGAACCAUCUACCCAAACCACAAUCAAGAACCCGUGAACCUCUCCCUGAAUCCGCUGAUGCUUAUCAGAAAAUAGAGAUGGAGACAGCAAAACAAGAUGAAGGCCUUUCAGACUUGAGCGACCUUCUUGGCGAGCUGAAGAAUAUGGCUGUGGACAUGGGAACGGAAAUAGAAAGGCAAAACCAUGGACUGGAUCAUCUUCAAGAAGACGUUGAGGAGCUUAACUACAGAGUCAAACAAUCGAACCAACGGGCUCGCCGUUUACUCCGCAAGUAAAACUAGCUCUGCAGAA
Molecule: messenger RNA, 986 nt
Organism: Camelina sativa (false flax)
Lineage: Eukaryota; Viridiplantae; Streptophyta; Magnoliopsida; Brassicales; Brassicaceae
Product: SNAP25 homologous protein SNAP33-like
Cellular component (GO): SNARE complex; plasma membrane
Molecular function (GO): SNAP receptor activity
Source: RefSeq, a predicted model, not a curated record